CAUUGUUUUCAUUUCCAUUUUCUGGCAGUGGCUGGCGUGUUUGGUUUAUUUCACGCUUUGGUAUUAAAUUUGAUAAGCGCUCCGUUUUAAUUCAGUUUGAUAAACGUAGCUUGGGCGUCGACUGCUGCAGACCUUUUCCGUGUAGAUUUUCUGGGCCCGAAGUUCGAUGAAAAUGGAGGUGGAGGAGCAGGAGGCGGACGAACCGCCGCCAGUUCCAGUUGGCGAAGGACAAGCAGAUUCUGCUCCGACUUGCUCUACUGUCCAGAUGGCACAGACAGCAGGUUUUCUCUGCAGAACGGACAAAACUAACCGAGAUGCUUCUCCGACAGGUCACAGAAAAAUCUCCAGAGAGGGAAGGCGCCAAGACGCCCGAAAUGAAGGUGGAGGCCAAACUUCUGAACCCCGACCUGGCCGAGUUUGACGUUCCCGAGCACGUCCUGGAGCAGAUCGGCGAUUUGCCUCAAGUGCAGGAGUACAUCGUUGACCUGAACAGGACCAUCAGGUCUUUCAAAACAGCCACCGCGGCUCUGCAGCAGCUGCAAUCGGGAGGAAAUUCCAAUGAGUCGCGAGGGGUUUUCAUGCCCAAGAAAAAGAAAAAGGUCGAGCUUACUUCGGCGGCCGGAGACGAAUCGUGGGUCACUGGUUUGUCCAUCGCUGACCAGGUCAAGGAGAUUGCCGAAAAUGUCGUACAGGAGACUGGUUUUGUUUACCAUGAGAGUCUUGGCCUUUACUACGACAACAGCACAGGCUACUAUUACGAUCAGAAUACUGGACUCUACUAUGAUGGAGUAAACAAGACUUACUACACAUAUGACGAGAACACCGGAGUGUUUUCUGUUUAUCACCAGCAAGAAGACAAAGACCCAGAGGAAGAGCGUCGAGAGCACUGGGAGCAAGAAUUGGAAAGAAAAAAGAGAGAGUUGCUUCUGGAGGUGAAGAAAAAGAAUGCAAAGAGGAAGAAGGAGCAGAAAAUCGAGGAGGAGGAAGGAGAGUGCUCGUCAGAUUCAGAAGUGGAUUCUUACGACUACUAUAAAAAGAAGAAGUCGGCUAAAGAAAAGUCUCGUCCGGUUCAUCACAAGCUACCAACGGCUGAUGAAAUUGAUCCUUGCAUGCGACUUAUUGUUCAGCAGACGGAUCUGGAAAAGUUGAAACUGGGAACAUUGUUUAUUGUAACCUGCACCGGCGGAACUCUUGGUCGAGAGGGAAGUCAUCAUUCUGUGACGGUUCCCGAUUUGAAUGUCAGCAAAUCGCACUGCAAUUUCUUGUAUGAGGACGGAGGCUAUUGGGUGGAAGACUCAGGCAGCACAAAUGGAACAUGGCUCAAUAAGAAGAGGCUCAAAAAGGAUAAAACAAAGCAGGUGAUGCAUGGAAGUAUUAUUCGUGUGGCCAACACAUUCCUCCUAUGCCACAUUCACCCUGGCCAAGAAACCUGUGGCCACUGCGAACCAGGUUUGGUGCAGCAGCCAGAAGCUGUUUCUUCCUCUACUUUGGGUGAAAAACCGACUCACAAAGAGGAACUGCUUCGUCUGAAGCGCAGAUUUGCCCUAUCCGGAGUUGGCGAGGCCGACACGUCUCUAGCCUCGGGCUAUGUGGACAGAGCUGACCGCAGAAGAGUGACGGUCGGUUCUCAACACCACGGUGAAAAGACCGAGGCGGCUUCCUUGGACGCGGCGGUGCCGCAGUCCAACAAAGGCUUUAAGAUGCUUGAAAAGAUGGGUUGGAAAAGCGGAGAGACGUUGGGCAAAGACGGAGUUUCUGGCAUUGCUGAGCCGAUUAACAUUGAUUUGAGAGCAGACAAGACCGGUUUGGGGCUUGAUUCGAUUCCUCUGCCGCCAGAGAUGGACCGCAAGGACAAGAGGCGGAAACAAGCUUGGGAUAAAGCUCGUGAUAGGUUUCAGAACAUCCCAACUCCACCUUCAUGAAAAUCUACUUGAUUCCAGUUUAAGCAUUGUUUUAUCUUCAAUAAAAAUUGUGUCGUAAUAGUGUGUUCAAAACAAAGAUUAUUCUUUAU
This is a messenger RNA of Neocloeon triangulifer, 2011 nucleotides long. Its product is annotated as angiogenic factor with G patch and FHA domains 1. The record is from RefSeq and is a predicted model, not a curated record. The transcript has 9 exons. Lineage: Eukaryota; Metazoa; Arthropoda; Insecta; Ephemeroptera; Baetidae. Bases 315 to 1922 code for a protein of 535 amino acids. Gene Ontology annotation, molecular function: protein binding; nucleic acid binding.